AUGACUACUACUACAACCACACAGACUGAUCGAUUGACACAUUUGGACUUUCGGCCAGUCUUGUCAAGCCCAGAGUUCAGACACUCACUAGCGGGAAUGGGCGCAGGGUGCAUAAGUAGCUUGGUGACGGUCCCACUAGACGUUGUCAAGAUAAGACUACAGAAUCAAGGAGCUUUGAAACCUGGACAACUCGAACACCCAUAUAAAGGAACGUUUGGGACACUAAAGACUAUAUGGCUGCAGGGUGGAAUACGGGGAUUGUAUCGUGGCAUUGGGCCAACCCUCUGUGGCUACAUCCCCACAUGGGGCUUCUACUUUACAGCAUACGACUAUGGAAAACGCUACUACUCGACCCGCCUAAAACGAAAACCAGAGGACUCGCUCGUCCACUUAAUGUCUGCUAUGAGCGCCGGAUUGCUGAGCACCGCAAUAACAAACCCACUGUGGGUGAUACGUACACGAUUCAUGACGCAGUCACGUGCUACGGCAUACCACUAUAGCUCAACGUGGUCUGCUUUUGCGACUAUUAUACGGGUGGAGGGGUGGAGGACACUGUAUAAAGGGUUGGGACCAUCGUUGCUGGGGGUGUCGCAUGUGUGCGUGCAGUUUCCGUUGUAUGAGAAGCUGAAGAGCUGGAUUCAAGAAAAUCAACAUGGCACACCGCUAGUAAAACACGAUGGCUGGAUAAGUGGGUAUGGAAUCCUACUCGCGUCUGGCAUAUCUAAGAUGGUGGCUUCUACUGCUACAUACCCUCACGAAGUCCUCCGCACACGCCUCCAAACCCAAACACACGCCUCCGAACUCAAAUACCGCGGCCUCAUACAUACAGUCCGCGUCAUACUGCACGAAGAAGGAGUCUCGGCACUUUACAAGGGGCUUCCCACCAACCUGAUCCGAACUGUGCCUGCUGCUGCAAUAACCAUCUUAACUUACGAGACAUUGUCGGCGCAGCUACAUAUACUGUCUGCAACAUAG
Synchytrium microbalum is the source of this 975-nucleotide messenger RNA. RefSeq lists its product as uncharacterized. Bases 1 to 975 code for a protein of 324 amino acids. Gene Ontology annotation, biological process: pyrimidine nucleotide import into mitochondrion. The transcript is spliced from 6 exons. Gene Ontology annotation, molecular function: pyrimidine nucleotide transmembrane transporter activity. Gene Ontology annotation, cellular component: mitochondrion. NCBI's taxonomy places the organism in Eukaryota, Fungi, Chytridiomycota, Chytridiomycetes, Synchytriales, Synchytriaceae. The record is from RefSeq and is a predicted model, not a curated record.